UAUAGCAGUACCUCUUCUACUGGUUAAUAGGAGGCUGAAAGAGAGGACAAAAGCUCAGCGUAGGUAUUACUUGCAGUUGUUUAUGUACCACUUCUGCUGUAUGAGAGCGUAAUGUCAUGGUGAGUAGUGUUAUUUAUUUUUCUGCGACUGAAAUACAGAACAAAGUUGAAGUAUACAAGUCCAACUUGCUUGGACAAACACACAGCUGACCUAGCUGAACCGUCAACAUGAGUUCUGCGGCCUGUUCUGGGCCUUUUAAGAAUUACAGUUUUACAGCCUUGCUGUGAUCUGAUUACAGAGUCACACGCAGAUAGGAAAUGGGUGUGUUUGUUGGAAUGUGUGAGUGUCAAAGCCUAAACUGUUUGGACUGCCUCAGUACAGCCGGACUGCGCUGAGGCUCAAAGGCAGCAACAAUGUCUACCCUUCUUCUGGUUGCGGCGGCAGUCGUAGGAAUUGCCUACAUUUUCCACCAUGUUGUGGUGAAAGGAAAGAGUUGCAAGAGUGAUGCAAAGCUACAUGGCAAAACUGUGAUUGUGACUGGUAGCAACACGGGCAUUGGGAAGACUACAGCCAUAGAUCUUGCAAAAAGAGGAGCCAGGGUGAUUCUGGCCUGUCGCAGCAAGCAGAGAGGAGAGGCAGCUCUCGAGGAGAUCAAAAGGGAGAGUAGCAGUAAUGAGGUGGUGUUCAUGCAGCUGGAUCUGGGAAGUCUUAAGUCUGUUCGCAGCUUUGCUGAGACCUUUCUGAAGUCUGAAUCCAAAUUAGACAUCCUGAUCAACAAUGCAGGUGUUUUCAUGCAGGGUCGAACGGAGGAUGACUUUGGGAUGAUGUUUGGUGUUAACCACCUCGGCCAUUUCCUGUUAACCAACCUAUUGUUGGAGCGCCUGAAGCAAUGUGGACCGAGCAGGAUUGUUAAUGUGUCAUCUCUGGCAUACACCAUGGGAAAAAUUAAUUUUGACUGCCUGAACACCCACAAAGCUCUGGCAGUCGGGACAUCCUCCCUGAACGUCUUCCAGGGCUACGCUAAUAGCAAGCUGUGCAACAGCCUCUUCACCCACGAGCUGGCCAAGAGACUGAAGGGAACCAAAGUCACCUGCUACUCCCUCCACCCAGGAGCCAUCAACUCGGAGCUGACCAGGAACACAAGCUCAGUUCUUCAACUGCUCGUGAAACCCGUAACUGCUUUUUUCUUCAAGGAUACCAUCCAGGGAUGCCAGACCACUGUGCACUGUGCCGUCCAGGAAGACAUUGAAGCUCUCAGUGGGCGUUAUUUUUCCAACUGCGCUGUGAGAGAAGUCUAUGCUAAAGCCAAAGAUGAUGUUGUAGCAAACAAGCUGUGGGAGCUCAGCGAGAGACUGUGUGGCCUUGCAUAAAAAAAGCUUUCCGUUAAACUGAUAACCCUAACUUCUGAUAAUUUCUUGCAAACGUUAAUCCUAAUCAAUCUUUAAGAAACUAUCUGACUACUAAAAUGUCAAGUACAGCUCAUGACUUGGUAAGUCACAUAGGAUUUGAUAAGUUCUUCAGUGUGCAUCAUCCCAUAAUACAAUAAACAAAAAGCUGAUCUGAAAAAUUUAAAUUCUAUGUCACCAUGACUCAGCACUCACAACAUUGGUCAGAUAUUAGCUCAUAGAUUAAGCAAAGCCUAUGUUUGUAACACUGUUAAGGCACGAUAAAAGCUAAUACAGUAAAUAAUUUGCAUAUUUUAUCUCGAUACGGCAGAUUACACAUUGAUGUUAAUUUGUAGAACGCUGCUGCCUGAGUCCUCACUAAGACCAAGAGAGUGGACCAUAUCACUCCAGUUAUAGACGUUUACACUGGCUUCCUGUCUGACACAGAAUAGAUUUUAAAAUCCUGCUGGCGGUUUAUAAAUCUCUGAAUGGACCAAAAUACAUAUCUGAUCUCCUGGUCCAUUAUGAACCAACCAGAACCCUAAGGUCAUUAGGGCCGCGCCUACUUUCUGUACCCGGAGUUAGAACCAAAUACACGUGAGGCAUUGUUCAGCUUCCCAAAAUGCAAGGGGCCUACUGAAAUUCUCAUUUGAUUUAAAUCAAGGUUGAAAUCCUUUUUAUUUAAUGCUGCAUUUCAUCUCCCACAAUGCACUGCAACCUUUAUUUCUUACAUCUCAUUUGUUACUUCUUUUUAAGUGAAUAAAUUAUGUUUUAUUUUAUUCUAUGUAUUUAUUUUAUGAU
This is a messenger RNA of Cololabis saira (Pacific saury), 2186 nucleotides long. Its product is annotated as dehydrogenase/reductase SDR family member 13-like. The transcript is spliced from 5 exons. Lineage: Eukaryota; Metazoa; Chordata; Actinopteri; Beloniformes; Belonidae. The coding region runs from base 414 to 1370 and encodes 318 amino acids. The record is from RefSeq and is a predicted model, not a curated record.